AUUUUAAUGGCAACACCAUACGUCUAAAUUGGAUUUACAAUGGCGGCUAUGUCCCCGUCGCAGCGGAGAUUACAGAAAGAACUAAUGUCGUUAAUGAAGGAGCCUCCUCCAGGAGUUACCGUAGACGGAGACCAGGCCAGCCAAAAUCUGACACUGUGGACUGUUCACAUGGAAGGGGUUCCCGGCACACUGUAUGAAGGAGAGAAAUUUGUAUUGCAAUUUAAAUUCACAAACAAAUAUCCAUUUGACUCCCCAGAGGUAACAUUCGUAGGCAACAACAUACCAAUACACCCGCACGUUUACUCCAACGGCCACAUAUGCUUGUCUAUACUCACAGACGACUGGUCGCCUGCACUGUCGGUGCAGUCUGUCUGCCUGUCCAUCGUCUCUAUGCUGAGUAGCUGUAAGGAAAAGAAACGGCCGCCGGACAAUUCGUUUUACGUUAAAACUUGCAAUAAAAAUCCUAAGAAAACAAAAUGGUGGUACCACGACGACUCCGUGUAACAAAACGUCGCGGCGCUGUAUCGAGCAUGGACGAUAAAAUCUCAGUAUGUGAUAAGUGUUAUAUAUCGACAUGGGUGUGUGUGAACAUUGUUUGCGGCCCCGGGGCCCUGGUGCGCGGUCGGCCUUAUGGCGAGACGAAAUUGAGAGUGUCAUAGCGAAGUGACAUCUAGUGGCGAGGCGUGGGUACUAUGCUAACUGUCAAUUAUGGACUGAGGUAAGAUUCAAGAUUUCAUGAUGUCGGAAAAUUUUGAAGGAUGGAUUUUAUUAUGAGGUUCUUAUUUGGUCGGAACAGAACUUUUCUGUUUUAAAGUAGGUAAACCGUAAAUGUGUCUAUUGAAUUUGGCAAAAGAUUGUUGUAUAAAUAAUAAUCAGACGUUUUAACAUUGAAGGUAUUUUGGUAUCACCAUGAAAAAACGAGACUUUUAAACUUAAUCAUUAUUUUUUAGUAUAAAAAUUGGCAGUUAGUUGUAGUAGCGUCUUAUAAGUGUCUAAACAAGUGACUGUCUACGCCCUGUGGAGGGCAACGGCGCGAAAUUAGGAUUUGAUAAGCAAUCUAAUGGCUGAAUAUACAAAUUCAUUAUUAUAAUGUUAUUGUUGAGUACAUGUAAACACGUAAUUUUAUUUACGAACAGUGAGCAUUAGGAAAAGCUGUUAUCUUAUCAGUUUGUAAACUUGUUAGUUGUCCACUUACGUUCAUCAGUGUUGUAUGUUAAGGUCGGGUUGUCUGUCAUUCCUUAUAUUUAAAGCAUAAUAUUGUUUAUUAAAAAAAGAAAGGCGUGCCCAUUUUUUUUUUAAUAUUGUUUGGUCUAUAGAAAAAAUUAAAUGUGUAAAAUUGUAUGACCGGAUGUAAUCUAAGUAAUUUAUAUCAACUUAGAAUCUGUAUAAAUAUGUAUGAGAACCCAUGAAUGGUCCAUUCGAGACUUAAGAACAUUUGUUAAAAUAAUUAAUUAAAAACUCUUGUAAUAACAUAAAUAACACAUUGUGAAAGUGAAACUCCAUAUUUGACAAGCAUUUUCUGUUGUGACAAAAAGUCAUUAGUGCACAGUCAAUUUAAUUUUAUUAAAACUUAUUUCCAGUCUUUCGUUGUAUAUAGCUUUUUUUAAUUUGUAUAGUAUGUAAUUUUAAUGGUAAUGACUGCUUGCGAUCAUCAGAAUCAUUUAAAUUAAUUUCGGAUAAUAAUUCGUUACGUUUAGUUUAUAUCCUCAUAUUGAUGCAGCA
Messenger RNA from Amyelois transitella, 1722 nucleotides. RefSeq names its product ubiquitin-conjugating enzyme E2 W. The transcript has 6 exons. The record is from RefSeq and is a predicted model, not a curated record. Lineage: Eukaryota; Metazoa; Arthropoda; Insecta; Lepidoptera; Pyralidae. Bases 40 to 504 code for a protein of 154 amino acids.